Molecule: messenger RNA, 5225 nt
Organism: Hemicordylus capensis (graceful crag lizard)
Lineage: Eukaryota; Metazoa; Chordata; Lepidosauria; Squamata; Cordylidae
Product: zinc finger protein 160-like
Exons: 2
Coding region: 630-2669 (679 amino acids)
Biological process (GO): regulation of transcription by RNA polymerase II
Molecular function (GO): DNA-binding transcription factor activity, RNA polymerase II-specific; RNA polymerase II cis-regulatory region sequence-specific DNA binding
Source: RefSeq, a predicted model, not a curated record
AUUUGCUGUGGCUAGGAGGGGCACACUUAGUUGAGAAAGUUCUUGGGGUUUUUUGUCUGUUUUGUACCAGACAAAGGCUAGCCUCCCCUGAAGCUUUGGGGCCUUCAGGCAAAUAGCCACUUACAAUGUCACUAAUUAUGCUUGCUUAUAAAGGUACCUUCGAUGCACCCACGUGGACACCAUGUGGCAUCUUCACUGGUGCCAGGCACCCCAUCCUCCUCAUCCUGAGCCAGGCCACAGAGAACAAGGAAGCGUGUGAGUGCAUGGAGGGCAAGUUGUGGUCAGAACAUGGGAGAUCCUCUGGGGAAACAAAGGGUGUAAUUGGGAAAAACCAGCCAUGAGAUGGAAGGAGAGCAUUUUGGGGGAUCAAGAGGGGCCAAGGAGGUAGGAGCCAAACCAAGUGGAUUUCUAAGGAAUUCUAGCCCAACAAGAAGAUUGCAAUGGAAAGGGAAUGAAGGCACCUUCUGCAUGUGGGAAAACACUCAGUUGUAAAUCACGCCUCGAUGCACACUGCGGAACACACGUGGAGGAGAAGACAAAUUCAUGCAUAGCGCAUGGGAAGAGCUUCAAUGAGAAUUCACAGCUGAUCUCACAGACGGGAGAAUGCUGUGAAUGGAGAAGGAUCAAAUAUGCAGGACAGAAACCAAAUGGAGACUUCAAGAGGUGAAUCAGAUGCUUCUCGGAGUGGAGAUCCCCACCUCAUCCCAACUAUAGCAGGAAAAAAGAAAGGAAAGAGAAGGAGAAAGUGCCCUGUAUGGCCAAAGAUCUUGAGUAAUAGCUCAAGUGCUAAGACACAGCCUGAAAUCCACACAUUGCACAAAUGCUUGGAGUGUGGAAAGACCUAUAGUCAGAGCUCAGACCUUAGGACCCAUCAAAGAAUUCAUGCAGGAGUGAAGCUAUAUACAUGUUCAGUUUGUGAUAAAAGCUUCAAGAACAGUUCAACCUUGAUUGCUCAUAGAAAAAUCCACAACAGAGAGAAAAGAUAUAAAUGCCAGGUGUGUGGGAAGAGUUUCAUGCACAAUUCGCACCUUAUUAUCCAUGAAAGAAUACACACAGGAGAAAAACCAUUUAAAUGCCAGGAGUGUGGGAAAAGCUUCACUCAAAAGGUCUCCCUGACUAUCCAUCAAAUAAUCCACACACAGAGGAAACCAUAUCAGUGUGCAUUGUGUGGAAAGAGCUUCAGCCAGAAUGCCUACCUUUCUUCCCAUCAAAGAAUCCACACAGGGGAGAAACCAUUUAAAUGCUUGGAGUGUGGAAAGAAUUUCUUUUGGAAGUCAACCUUUACUUCCCAUCAAAAAAUGCACACAGGGGUGAAACCUUUUAAAUGUCUGGAGUGUGGAAAGAGAUUUAGUCAUAGUGCUCAGCUUACUACCCAUCAAAGAAUCCACACAGGAGAAAAACCAUUUAAAUGCCAGGAGUGUGGGAAAAGUUUCACUCAGAGGGUCACCCUCACUAGCCAUCAAAUAAUCCACACAAGGAGGAAACCAUAUCAGUGUGCGUUGUGUGGAAAGAUCUUCAGCCAGAAUGCCCACCUUUCUUCCCAUCAAAGAAUCCACACAGGGGAGAAACCAUUUAAAUGCCUGGAGUGUGGAAAGAGUUUCUUUAGGAAGUCAUCCUUUACUUCCCAUCAAAAAAUGCACACAGGGGUAAAACCUUUUAAAUGUCUGGAGUGCGGAAAGAGCUACAGUGGGAGCUCAGAACUUAUUAAACAUCACAGGAUGCACACAGGAGAGAAACGAUUUGAAUGCCUGGAGUGUGGAAAGAGUUUCUUUUGGAAGUCAGACCUUACUUCCCAUCAAAGAAUCCACACAGGGGUAAAACCUUUUAAAUGUCUGGAGUGUGGAAAGAGCUUUAGUCGUAAUGAUCACCUUACUACCCAUCAAAGAAUGCACACAGGGGAGAAACCAUAUAAAUGCCUGGAGUGUGGCAAGAGCUUCAGUCAAAGUUCAGGCCUUAGUACCCAUCAUAGAAUCCACACAGGGGAAAAACCACUUAAAUGCCUGGAGUGUGGAAAGCAGUUCCGUGAGAAUGGAGACCUUACUAAACAUUUAAGAGUGCACACAGGGGAGAAACCAUAUAAAUGCCUGGAGUGUGGAAAGAGCUUCAGUCGUAGUGGACACCUUAGUACCCACCAUAAAAUCCACACAGGGGAAAAACCAUUUGAAUGCCAGGAGUGUGGAAAGAGCUUCAGUGAAAGAUCAGAGCUUACUAAACAUCUAAGAGUGCACACAGGGGAGAAACCAUAUAAAUGCCUGGAGUGUGGAAAGAGCUUCAGUCAUAGCUCAACCCUUUCUGCCCAUCAAAGAUUCCACACUGGUAUGAAACCGUAUAAGUGCCCAGAGUGUGGAAAGAGCUUCAGUCAAAGCUCAACCCUUUCUGCCCAUCAAAGAUUCCACACUGGGAUGAAACCGUAUAAGUGCCCAGAGUGUGGAAAGAGCUUCAGUCAAAGCUCAGGCCUUAGUAGCCAUCACAGAAUCCACACAGGGGAGAAACCAUAUAAAUGCCUGGAGUGUGGAAAGAGCUUCAGUCAAAGUUCAGGUCUUUCUGUCCAUCAAAGAUUCCACACUGGGAUGAAACCAUAUAAGUGCCUGGAGUGUGGGAAGAGCUUCAGUCAAAGCUCAGGCCUUAAGAAACAUAACACAAUCCACGCAAGGGAGAAACCUUUUUAAUGCCUGGGGUAUGGAAAGAGCUACAGUGAGAGCUCAGAACUUAUUAAGCAUCGCAGGAUCCACACAGGAGAGAAACCAUUUAAGUGCCCGGAGUGUGGAAAGAGUUUCUUUUGGAAGUCAACCUUUACAGGUGAAACUCUGAAAAUUAGAAUAUUACAUGGAACCAAGAAGACAAGGAUUGAAGAAUAGAACAAUAUCGGACCUCUGAAAAGUAUACAGUGUACUGUGCUUGAUUGGCCAGCAAACUCCCCUGACCUGACCCAAUAGAGAAUCUAUGGGGCAUUGCCAAGAGAAGGAUGAGAGACAUGAGACCAAACAAUGCAGAAUUGCUGAAGGCAGCUAAUGAAGCAUCCUGGUCUUCCAUAAUACCUCAUCAGUGCCACAGGCUGAUAGCAUCCAUGCCACACCGCAUUGAGGCAGUAAUUGCUGCAAAAGGGGCCCAAACCAAGUACUGAAUACAUAUGCAUGCUUCUACUUUUCAGAGGUCCGAUAUUGUUCUAUUCUUCAAUCCUUGUCUUCUUGGUUCCAUGUAAUAUUCUAAUUUUCUGAGAUUGUGGAUUUGGGAUUUUCAUGAGCUGUACGCCAUGAUCAUCACAAUUAUAACAAAUUAAGGCUUGACUUAUCUCGCUUUGCAUGUAAUGCGUCUGUCUCAUAUAUCAGUUUCACCUUUUAAUUUGCAUUACUGAAAUUAAUGGACUUUUGCACGAUAUUCUAAUUUUCCGAGUUUCACCUGUACUUCCCAUCAAAAAAUCCACACAGGAGAAACCAUAUAAAUGUCUGGAGUGUGGAAAGAGCUUCAGUCAAAGUUCAGGCCUUAGUACCCAUCACAGAGUCUACACAGGGGAGAAACCAUAUAAAUGCCUGGAGUUUGGAAAGAGCUUCAGUCACAGUGAAUACCUUAGUAGGCAUAAAGAAAUCAACCCAGGUGAGAAACCUUUUAACUGCCUGGAAUGUGGAAAGAGCUUCAUCCAGAAGGGAAACUUUAAGAGACAUCAAAGAGUUCACACAGGACAGAACCUUUCCUAACACCUGGCAUUUAUGAAACAUUUCAUUCAGAGCAAACACCUCUCAUCCCAUCUAGGAUUGUAUGCACUGUAGCUAUCUCUUGUGUUUAAUCUGACAUAGCUAUAUAUUCCUUGUUUUAGUGCUUUAUGGGGCUAUUCACACAACUGCACAAGUAUGCAGGCCAGUUGGAGGAAAGGCAGGAAGGGAUGGCAGGGGGAAGGAUGAUCUGGGAUCAUUCCCUGGAUGAUCCCUCUUUACCCCUGUGGCGUGCAAGCUGUGUGCCCACAUGGUCCAUGCUACAGGGAGCAGUGUGGAUGAAUAUCCGUAGUGAUCCCAGCAGCAUGGAUCAACAGAGUCUGGGGCUUGUUUUCAUGACCUCCGCGUAUCCCGCCAGGCACUGUGUGAUGAUGGCAGUACCUUGGGAGAUUCCCCCAUCAGAUGGACGCUCUUGGCGCCCCUCUCUGUGUCCCCUUGGGCUCCGUGGAGUUAGGCAGCCGUGUUAAGGGAGUGCUUGCUCCCUUAACCUUGGCUAAGAGGUGGGCUUAAGAGCCGGGUUAGGCUGGGUGAGGGCCCCGGGAUCCACAGAGAUCCUGGUGCUCCACAUGAGCACACUAGGCCCGGCUAGGCUGCCCUAACCUGGGCAAGGCUGCUUGUGAGAAGAGCCUCUCUCACUCUUAAGCCUCCUCUACUGGGUAGGUGCCACAGGAAUGAUAACAUGGCAGACAGUUUCCCUCUUAUGGAACCAGAUGGCAAUCUAGAAGAUGGAAAAUGUAACUAUUGGUUCAAAGAAUCCAAUUUUAUUUUAUUUCCCAACAAAAAAGUCCCACAGGAAUGCCACAGGAAUGUUAAUGUAGAAUUAUGCUAGCCUUGUAGUAGUAGUAGUGAUGCAUAAAAUACUUGGCUGAACUUCAAGUUAUAAUGAUCUAGAGAUAAGAACAAUAUACUAAUUUGUAACAGCUCAAUACUUGGCUGAACUUCAAGUUUAUAAUGAUCUAGAGAUGAGGAACAAUGUAUUAAUUUGUAACAGCUCAUUUUUGUAACCCCAUGAGCUAUGUAAUCUUGACAAAUUGAGAAACUUAGGUAGUACUUGCAGACAGUAUGUAUGGAAGAAUGCAUGAGUGAGCAACAUCAAGUGUGCUCCAGCCCCACUCCCUUUCGAACACAAACAAUGUUGGGAAAGAUGCUAAAGGCUUGAAGAAUCGGUGAGAAUCAGGGAGAAAUGCCAAAGACAUUGUAAAGGAGAAAGAACUGGAAAUGGAACAAAAGAUAAGAGUACAUCCUGUGAUCAUGGAGAUGGACGUGGACUACAGAUGUACCAGCCGAAGUGAAAAUAUCCCUUUAUAAGUCAGGCAGGAAACCAGAAGAUCCCUGAGAAGCAUCACCACCCAGAGUGAGGCCUCCUCGCUUCUCCCAGCACCCCUUUUUAAAGACUGAUCACCUUUAAAGUAGGGGCUGGUGAGUGUGUGUGUGUGUGUGUGUGUGUGUGUGUGUAUGUGAAUUAGGAGUUAGCUUGCUGUUUAAUCAAAUCUAAUAAAGACACAUAUCCAUUGA